Serinus canaria (Common canary) is the source of this 2837-nucleotide messenger RNA. RefSeq names its product chloride channel protein ClC-Kb. Gene Ontology annotation, biological process: chloride transport; transmembrane transport. Lineage: Eukaryota; Metazoa; Chordata; Aves; Passeriformes; Fringillidae. The record is from RefSeq and is a predicted model, not a curated record. The transcript has 17 exons. Bases 276 to 2501 code for a protein of 741 amino acids. Gene Ontology annotation, cellular component: membrane. Gene Ontology annotation, molecular function: voltage-gated chloride channel activity.
CGCGAUGCCUAUUAUUAAAGAAUAAUCAUAAUAAUUAAUUAAAAUACUUAUUAAAUCCUCCCCGCCGCGGGAUGUACGUUGGGACUGGGAACUGGAGGGUGGCGGAGGGGGGAGGAAACCCGGCUCGCUCCGGUCCGAGCGGGUCCGUCGGAUUCGUCAAGGUCGUUUUUAAUGAGCUCGUUUGCAAACUCAGUCGGGCAGCGGAGACCGAGGCGGGAGGACGGGUCAGGGGUGCUACAAAAAAGGGAGUGCGGUCCACCUGAAACGUCCCCGGGAUGGAGCGCCCUGUCCCCAGGGGGCUGCGGGGGGAGAAGGAAGAGGAGGAGGAGGAGGAGGAGAGGGUGCUGGUGUCGGAGCACAUCUGGAGACCCUGUCCCACAACCCGGAGAAGGGUCCGAGGUGAGACCCCCACCCAAAAAGGGGGAUUUUGGGGGCGGGGGUUUUUAGGGGGUCAGCACCCUGUUUUCCCCCUCGCAGGGUGCUUGGAGUGGGUGAGGCGGCAGCUGUUCCGCGUCGGGGAGGAUUGGUACUUCCUCUUCAUCCUGGGGGUGCUCAUGGCCACCAUCAGCUUCGCCACGGACAUCAUCAUCGUCAGGCUCCACGCGGCCCACAUGUGGCUGUACCGAGAGAUCGGGGACAUCGGGGUGCUCAAGUACCUCUCGUGGACCCUGUUCCCCACGGCACUGGCCGCCUUCUCCACCGGCUUCUCCCAGAGCAUCACUCCAUACUCCGGAGGCUCCGGAAUCCCGGAGCUGAAGACUAUCCUGAUGGGCGUGGUGCUGGAGGACUACCUGGCCAUCCAGAACUUCGGAGCCAAGGUGGUGGGGCUGGCCUGCACCCUGACAUGCGGCAGCACUGUUUUUCUUGGCAAAUUGGGUCCCUAUGUGCACCUCUCUGCCAUGGCUGCAGCCUAUCUGGGGAAGAUGAGGACCACGGUCACGAGGGAAUAUGAGAACAAGUUCAAGCAGCACGAGAUGCUGGUGGCAGCUCAAGCCGUCGGGGUGGCCACAGUUUUCGGGGCUCCCAUCAGUGGGGUGCUUUUCAGCAUUGAGGUGAUGACCCCCCACUUUGCCGUGAGGGAUUACUGGCGCGGCUUCUUCGCCGCCACCUGUGGCGCCUUCAUGUUUCGGCUCCUGGCCGUGUUCAACAGCGAGCAAGAAACCAUCGCCGCUGUUUUUAAGAGUGACUUCAAGAUUGAUUUUCCCUUUGACCUCCUGGAGACCUUCUUUUUUCUGAUUUUGGGGACCAUCUGUGGGAUCGUGGCCUGUGCUUAUCUCUUCUGCCAGCGCUGGAUGGUGGUGGCCGUCAGGAGGAACCGGCUGACAGCCAAGCUCUUGGCCACUGACAAACCUGUGUACACGGUGCUGGUGGUGCUGCUCCUCGCCUCCAUCACCUUCCCGCCUGGGCUGGGGCAGUUCAUGGCCUCCAGGCUCACCAUGAAGGAAUAUCUCAUCUCCCUCUUUGACAACCACACGUGGAGCGUGCUGGCUGCCAACACCUCAGGGGUAGCCAAGCCUGGGGGGCUCUGGCAGGAGUGGGACCAUCCCUCUGCCACCAUCUACUCCACCUUGACCUUCUUCCUGCUCAUGAAGGUAACCAUGGCCCCCCAAUCUUUUGGUGUUGCCCCCAGUACGGUCUCUCCAUGGGGUGACCUCCUCAUGUCCCCCCAGUUCUGGAUGCUGAUCCUGGCCACCACCCUGCCCCUGCCAGCCGGGUACUUCAUGCCCAUCUUCAUCUAUGGAGCAGCAAUCGGGCGCCUAGUGGGGGAGGUGGUGGCCCUGCUCUUCCCACAGGGGCUCCAUUCAGAAGGACCCCCACGGCCCAUAAUUCCUGCUGGCUACGCCCUGGCUGGUGCAGCCGCGUUCUCAGGCUCGGUGACCUACUCGCUGUCCACGGCCCUGCUGGUGUGCGAGGCCACCGGGUACCUGGGCCACAUUCUGCCCACCGUGUUGGCCGUGCUGGUGGCCAAUGCCAUCAGCCAGAAGAACCAACCGUCCUUCUAUGAUGGCAGCAUCAUCAUCAAUAAGCUGCCCUACCUGCCCCCCAUCCGCAGCCGGCACAUCGCCUCCUACCAAGUGGUGGUGGAGGAGUUCAUGGAGCGCCAGGUGGUGGCCUUGGCCAAGGGGGACGGUUUCCAGGAGGUGCUGGCAGCCUUGGACGCUUCUGCUGAUGCUGAGUACCCUGUGGUGGAGAGUACAGGAUCCCCCACUCUGGUGGGCACUGUCAGCAGGUCCCAGCUGGUCACCUUCCUCCAGAGCCACAAGCACCCUCAGGCCCCCCAAGGAGAGAAGCUGGCCACCGUGGGGACACUUGGGGAUGACUGCACCAUCGAGCCCAUCAUGCUCCAGUUCUCCCCAUGGACCUCCCUGCACCAGGCCCAUCACCUCUUUCAGCUGCUGAAGCUGCAGCGAGUCUUUGUCACCCGCUCUGGGGAGCUGGUGGGAGCCGUGAGCAGGGCAGAGCUGCGGAGAGCAAUCGAGGACCUUGCCAAGCCCAAGUGAUGACGUGUUGGGACCACAGGGGACCCCUCCCCACCGAUGUCCCCCCAUGAAAAAUAGGGAGUCCUGACCCCCUCUGCGACGUGGGGAGGGCUGGGGGAGUCAGUUCUCCAGCAGAGGGUGUUGUGCAUUAAACCAUCGACCCAUCAGUGCUUCCUCCUCCUCCUCUUACUCCAGCCCGGCCGGUUUCUUUUGGGGGGGGAUCACCCCCUCCCAAACCCGACAACAACGCUUAAAACCACCCGAAUCACCCCAAAACUGCCCAGGACAUGCACCGAAGUGUCCCAGUCUCUGUGACACCCCCUGUGCCCCCCUUCUAAAAUUAUCAGAACAUAAUAA